Phasianus colchicus (ring-necked pheasant) is the source of this 3962-nucleotide messenger RNA. RefSeq lists its product as uncharacterized. Gene Ontology annotation, molecular function: ubiquitin protein ligase activity; zinc ion binding. Gene Ontology annotation, cellular component: RNA polymerase II transcription regulator complex. The record is from RefSeq and is a predicted model, not a curated record. NCBI's taxonomy places the organism in Eukaryota, Metazoa, Chordata, Aves, Galliformes, Phasianidae. Gene Ontology annotation, biological process: protein sumoylation; innate immune response; protein monoubiquitination.
UAUGUUGUUUAUUGGAGAAGGAGGUGGGCAGCUAUGCAAGUGUGGGAAAUGAAUACAGAGGGAAGCUUGGACCCCGGAGGGAGGCAGAGAGAGGAAGGAUCCUGAGGAUAAACUGUACUGAUUAUUGUCACCGUCUUUGUGAUUGUUAAAUGUGUAUGUCGUGAAAGUGUUAUGUUAUGUCAUGUUAUGUUACGUUAUGUUAUGUCAUGUAUGAGGUUGUUAUGGAACAGAGGGUGUCUAAAGUGAUACCAAGAAGACCCCCUGGGUUGUAUUUAGGCUCACUGGAGGAAUAUUGCUGGUGAGCCGGGGGAAAUAUUGAAAAAAAAACAAAAAAACAAAAAAAAACAAAAAACCCAACCAGAACAUAAAUGAGUAAUGGGACCAGUUUUAACAAUUGAGUACCAUAAUCAUGAGACCAAGUGCUGGGUGUUUGUAGAAGUUGAAGAACUGUAUUGUUUGAUUUGUGGUUUUGAAGGCAGUAGGAGAAACUGUCUCGAUGCUGUAUGGAAGUGCAUUUGUUAAUGGUACAUGGAAAUGUAAUUGAGGGUACAAAUAGUGGAAUUGUAAAAAUUAACAAACAAACAAAUUGGCAACAAGGUUAAGGAAAACAGUGAGUUUGAGAUAUUAGAAUUGCGAAUAAAAUCUGCUUUAUCAGAGAUACCGUCCUAGAAAAUUAUUUGGGUAUUUCCUACAGGGAAAUGGCCUCUCGCGAGCGGCCCAAGCCCCGCUCCGUUUGGACGGCGGGCCUGCCAAUCUCCCGCCUCCUCCAAUCGGCUCCGUGCCCCGCCUCCCCUCCGCCCCGUGCCACUUCCUGGGAAGUUGGCGGUUGCAUUUGGGGGCCGUCGCCGUUUCCCCCGGGCCGGAUGGCGGCGGGGCCCGCGGAGCCGGGCUGCAGGCAGCGGGGAGAUCCGGGCUCCGCGGAGAUGGAGCCGCGGCCCCGGUCUCUCUUCUGCUCGUCGCAGAUGGAGGCCAGCCUGACGUGCGCCGUCUGCCUGUCCCUUUUCGAGGAGCCGGUGACGCUGCCGCUCUGCUCGCACAACUUCUGCCGGGGCUGCGUGUUAGAGUGCCUGGCCUCGGCGGAGGCCGCCCGGCUGCAGCAGCGGAGCCACGGGCAGCUCCGCGGGGCGCGGGGGGGACAGGGACAGGGAGCGGACGGCGAGGAUGCGGCGGGGGCCCGAGUGUCGUGCCCGUUGUGCAGGAAGCUCUGCCCGCUGCCCCGCGGCGGCGCGGCCGCUCUGCCCGUCAACACCACGCUGGCCGAGGUGGUCAGGCUGUACCGCUCGAACGCGGCCAGGGCCGGGGGCAGCUGUCAGAAACACCCGGGCCGGCUGCUGCAGCUGUACUGCCGGAUGUGCCGCCAGGCGGGGUGCGGGCAGUGCGUGUCUGAGGAGCACCAGGGCGUCUUCCACUCCAUCAACCUGAUCGACACCGUGUACCAGGAGGAGCAGUUGAACUUCUUCAGCAGUCUAAAAGAAAUGAGAAUCAUAAACGAGAAGCUGAUGAAUGAGAUCUCCAGUCCUGCAAAUGAUGCUGAUAUGGUGCUGAAUAACGAAGCAGAGAUCAUUGCACUGGCAUUUGGAGAAAUUUCCAAAACUCUGGAAAUGAAGAAACAGCAAUUGACAGAAGAUCUUGAAAAUCAAAGACGUAAAAAAGAGAAAGAGUUUCAGAUUUGGAAGAAAAUGAAAGAAACUCACAAGAAAACCAUUGAGAAUCUUUUGAACGACUGUGAGAAGCUAGUUCAUGAAUGUGAUCCUCAGCAAUUCCUGGAGGUGGCCUGUGGCUUGAAUACAAGAAUGAAAACUCAGCUUGACCUGAUGAAUAUAGCAUCUAGCUAUAAAAAGCCACCAGAGAGCACUCAGAAGAAAAUGGAUAUCAAACCUGUGGUUAAUGAAAUCUUGGCUUUGAAGUUAGUGCCACUUGAUGUAGACAUAAAUAAAGACCUACCUGCUGGAGGAAAUGAGAACUCAACAGAAAAUAUCAUGAAACAGUGGCAGGACCAGAAGAAUAUACCCAACUCAUUUCUUCCAGUAGCAGGACAUGAGGAAGUGCUGACAGACAGUGGUAGGAUCUGUACUCGCCUGAUGUCAAUAUCAGAAAUGCCAGUGUUUCAAAACUUGAGUCACGAGGAGCUGCGUUACAGAUACUACAUGGAACAUCAGAAUCUUAAUAAGGUCAAGAUACAAACUUUACCUGCAAGUAAAAAGUAUGAGUUUGUGGCUGCUGAGGCUUUGAAGAGUAAGUCCUCAGGAAUUCCUGUUGUAUCUUCAACUAUCAAAGCAAAUAACAUGGAUAGAAUAAAAGUGGAAACCCUGUCAAGAGAAAGUGGUAUUGAUAAGACAAGCUUUCCUGGAACUAGUAAUCAUUGCAUCCCAUCUACCAGUACUAAAUUGUCUGAAACAAAUGGUGACUUAAGCUUAGCUCAUGAGAGAAGUUCAGAGGAAGCAACCACUCCAGCCUUACCUGAAAACUCUAAAGACCAAGAAAUUAAAGAAAAUUUGCCAAUGCAGUCAUCAGCAGUUACAAUAUUCAACGAAAUGGACACAAAUUCUAGUGUUUCAUUGGGCUUAAAGCCAGCAGCAUCAGUAGCUGUUACUGUUUCAAAUUCAAAUUUAGAUUUUUCUGCUUAUGGUGCAUGUAGCAACUCAAUACGUAGAUUUAAUAAAGAUGCAGCUACAUGUUCCUUGAAAGACAGUAAAUAUUCUUUCCCUAAAUUUUAUCUAGGAAAAUGUGAUUGUGAAGAUAAAGCAGAUAGUGUGAAAGCAGACCAGUGCGAAAGCAAAUUUAGAAAAUGUAGCUCUGUAGCCAAAACCAGAGUUUCUGAUGCUUCAACCUCUUGUAAUUUAGAAUCAGCAGGAAGUCAGAAACCAGUUUAUUCUUUUUCCAGUGGCAAUUCAGAAAGAGAAUGUUUAGCAGCAUCGGAAGUCAGCGAUUCAUUUAAGACUUUGUCAUUACGUUCAUUUUUUAACCAGUCUGAGAAGAUAUCUGACCUAAAUGUACUAUCUCACAUGGGAAAAAACACAUCUCUAAAGAAAACUGUAGAUGGUACACUGAAACCAUCUGUCUCAUGGGAACAAAACUCUAAUGCCUCAAAGUCCAUCACAACUGUACCUUGUGGUACUUCAGAAACCAUCACUGCAGCUGGAGUGAAUGUUAUCUCUGAGUCCUCCCUUCUCCCCAGCAGUUGUGUAUUUUCCUUCAAAAAUAAUAACAGUUUUCAGUUACUUCCAAAUGAAAUUGCUGGUGAAGAUAUUGUCAAAAAUACCUCUGAUUCACUGACUUCCUCCUCUGUGCUUUUGUCUAGAAAUGGUACUGACAAAACCGAAAAAGAAAAAAUGAAGUCUCUUGGCAAAACACCUCUAAAUCUAGGAAAUUCUGCGUAUCCAGUGUGUGCAGAGCCUGCUUCUAGACUCAGUCAUCGAAAAUGUGAAGGCUCUUCUCUUUGUAUGAACUCAUCUAAGAACAUUGGAAGUACAGACAUACUUGCUAAUAUUAAUUAUUCUUGUACUCAGCCUUUAUGUUCAGCAGUCCUUCCUGUUAGCAAUGGGAAUGCAUCUUCCACUCAGCUUACUAUUACUUCAACAAAACAAGAAAUAAAGGUAAAACAUCAGGAAAAUAAAACUACUGCUGAAAGCAACUAUUCCUGUCCCAGGAAGGAAGAAGAAUUUGAGUCUGUGCCAUUUCAGAAUACAGCUUGUUCUGCUCCUGAAGCAUGCAGUGAUUUGCCUUCAGCAGGUUCUGUACUUGCAGUAAACGAGGCCAGAGAAAUGUCAAGUGACAGCGAUUCUGACACUGAAAAGCUAAGUCAAACAUCAGUAUCUAGUGAUACCAGCAGUGCAUCAGAAUAUUUGACUGUUACAGAAGACGAAGUGUCUGCUAGAAGAAAAUCGGAGACAUGAAGAGAGUGAAAUGGAACACAGCUACACUUAUUAUAGAAUAAAAUAAACGCUGCAUAACAUAUUAAA